Messenger RNA from Parathielavia appendiculata, 921 nucleotides. RefSeq lists its product as uncharacterized. NCBI's taxonomy places the organism in Eukaryota, Fungi, Ascomycota, Sordariomycetes, Sordariales, Chaetomiaceae. The coding region runs from base 121 to 645 and encodes 174 amino acids. The transcript has a single exon. The record is from RefSeq and is a predicted model, not a curated record.
CAAGGGCGCGAGUUCGUCAGGCCUGAAACAGUUCGUCUCUCUGACUUUGGGCUUGAUGUUGCCAGCUACCACCCCGGUCGGGAAAUCAAUAGCGAAGGCCGCCCCAUCGUCGCCAAUUCGAUGCCGGCACACUGCAACUUCAAUCGGGAAGCUAUCCAAAUCAACCGCAACAUGAAGAGAGCGGUGUCCAGUCUCCGCGCGUGGUGUCAACGGGAGUGUCCGCGUGUUAUCGAGCUUCAUCAUGGGUCAUCAGGGACCUGCCGCAGUCGGCCGCCACCGGCAUGCACGUUGGCCUGGCAUCCCGGCCUGCUACCGUCGGCUGAAAGUGGCCUAUUUUGGGGGCCAGGGUGGACUUGGCGACCAGCCCAGCGCAGAUCAAGCCUGAACACGCCAACCCCAUCCCAUCUGCGACUACUCGGGCUUCACUGCCCUCGCCGCAUUACCAAAUCGCCUACACGUGACGCCGAGCCUGUCGUGGUCUCUGUUUGGCCAGGAUUUCGUUGGCAUCCAGUUGUCAGGUGGCUGGCGGUUCGUGUAGGGUACCUCGAGGGAGGGGAGGUGGGCAUUUGUGGUGUGUUUGCCUGGCUUGCAUCCGGAUGGCUGAUCCGCUCAGUUACUCCUUCCGGUGAGCGGCAGAGCUGCUGAAACUUUGUGUCACUCUGGUGUGUCGCUUUUGGUUUCCCAACGCCACCUCGCGAUUUUGUAAUUGUAUAUAGGCCAAGUUCUCACGCGUCUUAUGGAUGGGCGGCAUCACCACGACUGCGUCUGGACGUGGCCCAGUGUUAGUGUUAGUGCCUCAAUACGGAGCAUGGUCACUUCGAGACUUGGGUCUUCAAGUUUGGGCGGGAAGUCUCUCCGCACCGUCCUCUGGCCUUUGCAACCACAGCAUAGCACAUUGACCCCCAACAGACCAAGAAUGUA